Molecule: messenger RNA, 2241 nt
Organism: Zophobas morio
Lineage: Eukaryota; Metazoa; Arthropoda; Insecta; Coleoptera; Tenebrionidae
Product: O-acyltransferase like protein-like
Exons: 11
Coding region: 251-2203 (650 amino acids)
Molecular function (GO): acyltransferase activity, transferring groups other than amino-acyl groups
Source: RefSeq, a predicted model, not a curated record
UGGAAAUUAGUGUUUAAUGUGUAAGAAUUGACGUGUGUCAAGAAGUUGUUCGAACAGUCUGAUCAUGUUGGCACUCAGUUAGAAGUCGCUUCCUUAUAAUUAAUUCAUGAAACGGUUAUUUCCUCCACUGAUAAACUUAACAAUCAGCCUUCAACCAAUCAACAUUGACCCUGAAGGUUUACAAUUGUCUUAUCAAAGCCAUAGUUAAUAAAAGCCUGCCUACAACAAGCCCACAACCUCGCCUUUUACCAUGAAGCUCGCAUAUCUACUUUUUUUACACUUCGUGGCCACAUCAUACCCCCAGUAUAGCGCCCCUUUCAAGCUGAUGGACCUCGGGGUGUCCCUUUUUUCCAGUGACGUUAACAAAAAGUGCGUCCUAGACUUCUCACUUUUCCUUUCAGACUUGUCGAAAAUGAAACUGUGGGCGUCGAGAAUGGUGGACGCUAGUGGUAAAAUAAACGCGGGGAUUUUGAACGGGAACGUACAUAUUUUCGGAGAUUAUGACCAGUGCUUGUCCAUUAAAGAACACGUACGAGGGAGAACUAUCGAGGGAAAGUAUUGUAGCGCUCUUAUAACAAUCAGUGACGAGAUUCUCAGCGACGAAUUACUAUAUCUGAAAUCAAAAUACCAAACUAAAAAUUUCCAAAGAAUCAGACUAGAGGGCGUUUUGCAAUAUCUAGCAAACACGACGGGACUUUUGGGACUUUGUGUCCCAAAAUCGUGCUCUCCUGAAGAUUUGGAAAUUAUAGCGGACCAAAUAAUCAGCAAACUGAAACUCCCAGCACGGUUGAGUUUCAGAAAUGAUUUGUGCAGUCACAAGAACCAACCAGUCACAAUUACCAAUCUAGAUUUAUACAUUUAUUCUUUUUUUGUUGUCGUGGCUGUCAUCCUCUGCGGAAGCACCGUCUACGACUUUUAUCUACAAAAAACUGGAAUUGUAACAAUUUUCUCUGUAUACACCAACAUAAAGAAGCUUUUAAAUCAACACGAAGGGAAAAGGUUGACUUGUGUGAGUGGGAUACGGGUGAUUGCGUGCCUUUGGGUUAUACUAGCCCACGUGACUUUUAGUAACACGUUGCUUUCGAAGAACCCGAUUUAUGUCGUCACAGAAUGGAAAAUGAACCCGUCGAGUGCCUUUAUAUGGACUGGUCACUACGCUCUUGACACGUUUUUCACACUCAGUGGGUUACUGUCAAGCUACACUUAUUUGAAAUUUUCAGACAAAAACAAGAUUAGUUUGUUUUCGUUCUACUUUAAUAGAUAUAUUAGACUGACACCCCUCCUAGUGGCUACAGUUCUCAUCCACACCAGCUUGAUAAAACUCUUCACAGACGGUCCCUACGGCCAAAUCGUGAUCGACCACUACACAGACCAGUGUGCCGAAAAUUGGUGGACCUCCAUCUUCUACAUUUUCAAACUGAUGAAGUUCCGCAGGUGCGCCAACCACACCUGGUACUUAUCCGUCGACACCCAGUUGUACCUCUGCGCCCCCAUAUUUUUAUUCUUCAUUAAAAAACACCCCAAGAAAACCAUGACAACCAUGGGACUAACUUUUCUAGCAGCAGUGACCUACAGUUCAACUGUGACAGUCAUAAAACAAAUCGGAUUUACGAUUUUCGAGUGGAGCGACAAUCACACGAAUUAUCUCUUCCACUCGUCGUACUACCACAUGCCAUCCUGGCUAGUAGGUCUCUUCUUCGGGUAUCUUCUUCAACUUCAAAGCGUCAAAAUUCCGAAAAACUUGAACACCUUCUUGUUGUUUGUUUCGUUGUUGUCGCUGGUGAAGCUGAUUGUGAAUCAGUUGGAGUUCUUUGAGGGAGAAUACGACGUUUAUCGUGCCGCUCUAUGGAACGGUUUAGCCAGACCGGCGUGGUCUUUAGCUAUAUGUUACAUAAUUUUUAGUUGUGCCACAGGAAAUGGAGGAUACAUCAACUCUUUUCUCUCCCAUUACGUGUUUAGAGUAUUAGGCGAACUCACCUACAGUCUCUACAUGGUGCACGGUGGCAUCCAAAUGAUUCUGUUCUCUAGUACCAAACAAACUUUGAUUUUUUCCAAUCGACAGAUUUUUAAUACUUUCACGGAACUCUGUGUCGUCAGUUUACCUUUUGCUGUUCUCAUGUACCUUGCUUUUGAGGCGCCGAUUUUUGCUUUCAAGGACUAUAUGCAGAAACGGCAGAAACUUGACACAACCAAGAGCGAGUAACGCUGAAUGUAUUACAGUGAUAAUGUUAUAAAUAAAGU